GCUGGCCGCAGGGGCUUUUGGGAAGGCUGCGGGUCAACAGUCUUGAGGCUCAGCUUCCAGGCCGCGGGAGGCCUGGCUCAGCGCCUGGCUAGUUCAGCUGUUCUGUCUGACAAGAGCAUCUCAGUCGUCCCCGAUUUUCCAAGUGUUAACAUUGAAAUUGCAGAUUUAUAAUCUUCAACAGUCUUCGUGUUCUCCCAUGUUUCCCUAGAAAUAAGCCCAGUCAUGGAUGCAGUUUGCUUUGGAGUGUGCUUUUGUGUAUGAUUAGUUAUAUAAAAUACUGAGUUUUCAAAAAGAAGGCUAGGGCAACAGAAAAGCUGUGGUAAGACAGGCUCUUAGGUAUUUGGGAUAACAGAAGAAACCCAUAUCUUGAAUUGAUUCAUUUUUAAUUAUAACAGACUUAUAGUGGAAUGGGCCUUAAACACAGGUGGACUUUAUAAAAUGCAGUCUAAGUUUAUAUACAAAGUACUAUCUAUUGAACAGAUGUAUUAAAAUGAUAGGCACAGAAAGAAUUAAGGUGGUGAUAUAUAAGAUUUAACACUGAGAGAGUAACAGCUUAAGCUGUAAGCACAGUUCCUUUACUGGGAACACUGGAGUCUUAAUAGAGUUGUGUUGACGUCCCUGGGAGUUAACUGCAGUUAAUGUAAUUCACUUUAGAGAACACUGUGAUGAUGAUGAGCUGUAUGACAUUAGCUCUUAGGAAAUACCAGGUGCAGACUUCAGUUCCUUGGUAGGAAAAGAAGUAGUUUGGAUGUCAUAUUUUAAAAAAGCCUGAAUAUAUAUGCCCCAGUAUCUAGGCUUUAUAACUAGUAAUGAGAAGUUACAGGUAAAUAGCUCUCGGGUUACCCAGAAGAGUUCAUGUGGCCCCAAAGAGUCCUGAAUAGUAUCUUGGCAUGAAUAGUAUUUGUCCUUUGUGAGUGUCAGUUCACCAGUCCAGUCAGAAGACAGUGAAUCUAUCCAGUUAGAUGUCUGCUAUUUCAUUCCUAUCUGUGGUAGAGAUCUAGUGUGAAGUGCUGAGAAGUUUCAUAUGGAAGUGGAAGCUUUCAGAAAUACGAUUACUACUCAUGGACAAAACUAUCUUCCAGAGACUUGUGCAAGGUACCUUACACCAAAAAACUAAAAGUAUAAUGGAGAAUAGCACAGUCUUGUCAAAUUGGACAAAAGAGAGCAAAGAAAAAAUGAAGUAUGACUUUUCAUGUGAACUCUACAGAAUGUCCACAUAUUCAGCUUUUCCUAGGGGAGUUCCUGUCUCAGAAAGGAGUCUGGCUCGUGCUGGCUUUUACUACACUGGUGUGAAUGACAAGGUCAAGUGCUUCUGCUGUGGCCUGAUGCUGGACAACUGGAAACAAGGGGACAGUCCCAUUGAGAAGCACAGACAGUUCUAUCCCAGCUGCAGCUUUGUACAGACUCUGCUUUCAGCCAAUCUGCAGUCUCCAUCUAAGAAUAUGUCUCCAGUGAAAAGUAGAUUUGCACAUUCGUCACCUCUGGAACAAGGUGGCAUUCACGCCAGCCUGUGCUCAAACCCUCUUAAUUCUAGAGCAGUGGAAGACUUAUCGAGGAUGAAUCCCUGCAGCUAUGCCAUGAAUACAGAAGAGGCCAGAUUUCUUACUUACAGUAUGUGGCCGUUAAGUUUUCUGUCACCGGCAGAGCUGGCCAGAGCCGGCUUCUAUUACAUAGGGCCUGGAGACAGGGUGGCCUGCUUUGCCUGUGGUGGGAAACUGAGCAACUGGGAGCCAAAGGAUGAUGCUAUGUCAGAGCACCGGAGACAUUUUCCCCACUGUCCAUUUCUGGAAAAUACUUCAGAAAUACAGAGGUUUAGUAUAUCAAAUCUAAGUAUGCAGACACACACUGCUCGAAUGAGGACGUUUCUGUACUGGCCAUCUAGUGUUCCUGUUCAGCCUGAGCAGCUUGCAAGUGCUGGGUUCUAUUAUGUGGAUCGCAAUGAUGAUGUCAAAUGCUUUUGUUGUGAUGGUGGCUUGAGAUGUUGGGAACCGGGAGAUGACCCCUGGAUAGAACAUGCCAAAUGGUUUCCAAGGUGUGAGUUCUUGAUACGGAUGAAGGGUCAGGAGUUUGUUGAUGAGAUUCAAGCUAGAUAUCCUCAUCUUCUUGAGCAGCUGUUGUCCACUUCAGACACCCCAGGAGAAGAAAAUGCUGACCCUCCAGUUGUGCAUUUCGGCCCUGGAGAAAGUUCGGAAGAUGUCAUCAUGAUGAGCACGCCUGUGGUUAAAGCGGCCUUGGAAAUGGGCUUCAGUAGGAGUCUGGUGAGACAGAUGGUUCAACGUCAGAUCCUGGCCACUGGUGAGAACUACAGGAGGGUCAAUGAUAUUGUCUCAGCACUUCUGAAUGCUGAAGAUGAGAGGAGAGAAGAGAAGGAAAGACAGACUGAAGAGACGGCGUCAGGUGACUUGUCACUGAUUCGGAAGAAUAGAAUGGCCCUCUUUCAACAGUUGACACAUGUCCUUCCUAUCCUGGAUCAUCUUCUUGAGGCCAGUGUAAUUACAAAACAGGAACAUGAUAUUAUCAGACAGAAAACACAGAUACCCUUACAAGCAAGAGAACUUAUCGACACCAUUUUAGUCAAGGGAAAUGCUGCAGCCAAUAUCUUCAAAAACUCGCUGAAGGAAAUUGACUCCACAUUAUAUGAAAACUUAUUUGUGGAAAAGAAUAUGAAGUAUAUUCCAACAGAAGACGUUUCAGGCUUGUCAUUGGAAGAACAGCUGCGGAGAUUACAAGAGGAAAGAACUUGCAAAGUGUGUAUGGACAGAGAGGUUUCUAUCGUGUUCAUUCCUUGUGGUCAUUUGGUAGUCUGCCAGGGAUGUGCCCCUUCCCUCAGAAAGUGCCCCAUCUGCAGGGGGACAAUCAAGGGGACUGUGCGCACCUUUCUCUCAUGAGUGAAUGGUCUGAAAGUAUUGUUGGACAUCAGAAGCUGUCUGAACUACUGAUUCAGCUAUUCAGCAGAACAUUCAUGUUCUACUCAUUUUCAAGAUUAGUAGUGUUGCUUUAUGAAAGGUCGUUUUGUAUAUUUAAUCUUAGUCUGUUGCAAGGGAAGGUCUGUGCUGUGGAGCUACAGGCUUGUGUCUGUCCUAGAGCAGGGGUUGGGAUGCUUGCUGUGUGUCCUUCAAGACUUCCUGGAUUUGGAAUUGUGAAAGCUUUGGAUUCAGGUGAUGUGGAGCUCUGGAAUCCUGAAGCCAGUGGCCCUGGCACUAAGCAGUUAGGUGCUUCUUGGUGCUUUUCCUUUCUAAAAAAAUAAGGAUUUUUCUGUUACUGGUAAAUAUUUUCUGUUUGUGAGAUACAUACUAAAGUUUUUUAAAGGCUUGCAUCAUCAUAGUGUGUGCAGGGAUGUAUGCAGGCUGAACACUGUGUAUAUAAAUAAAUAAAUGUUUUUAAAAAGUG
Mastomys coucha (southern multimammate mouse) is the source of this 3390-nucleotide messenger RNA. Its product is annotated as baculoviral IAP repeat-containing protein 2. Bases 1062 to 2888 code for a protein of 608 amino acids. Gene Ontology annotation, cellular component: cytoplasm; spindle microtubule; nucleus. Gene Ontology annotation, biological process: regulation of apoptotic process; regulation of cell cycle. The transcript has 9 exons. NCBI's taxonomy places the organism in Eukaryota, Metazoa, Chordata, Mammalia, Rodentia, Muridae. The record is from RefSeq and is a predicted model, not a curated record.